CAUGAAGUAGUUAGUUACUACCUCUUUGAAAUUCUUGUAUAAAUACCCUAGCCGUUAUUCAAUAGUAUAAUAACUCAAAGCAAGAUACUAAAUAGCACAAAAAAGAUGAGUAAUUCUCAAAUAAUCCAGUAUUAUUUUUUGGUUAUUGUUGUUAUGGUCACUACUAAUUUGGGCACAUGGGUGAUCCCUACCAAUGGCAUGAACAAUGAUGGUAAUGGAAGGCUCACUCACCAUUUCUAUAAGAAAACAUGCCCUAAGGUGUUGCCAGUGAUAAGGUCUGUGGUUGAAAAGGCAAUAAAGAAAGAACCGCGCAUUGGAGCUUCAUUGCUACGUUUGCAUUUUCAUGACUGCUUUGUUAAUGGUUGCGAUGCAUCAGUUCUGCUAGAUGAUUCUAAUAACAUAAAUGGUGAGAAGAAUUCGCCACCAAAUAAGAACUCGCUAAGAGGAUUUGAAGUGGUUGAUGAGAUUAAAUCAGAAUUAGACAAAGCUUGCAAGGGUCCUAUUGUAUCAUGUUCUGAUAUCUUAGCUGUGGCGGCUCGUGAUUCUGUUGUUAUUCUAGGGGGUCCACACUAUCGUUACCAUGUGCCCUUAGGAAGAAGAGACGCUAGAAGUGCAAGUUAUGAAGCUGCAAAUACGAGCCUUCCUUCCCCAUCUUCAAGCUUCGCAGAGCUUCUCUCUAAUUUCAAUUCUCAUGGGCUGGGCCUUAAAGAUCUUGUGGCCCUUUCUGGGGCCCACACUAUUGGAUUUGCUCAAUGUUCCUCCUUUAGGGAUAGGAUCUACAAUGACACCAACAUUGACCCAAAACUUGCAUCCUACUUGAAAUUACAAAAGUGCCCUCAAAGUGGUGGAGAUAGUAAUUUGGCACCAUUUGAUUCCACUGAUGAAACAUUUGACAAUGUCUACUACAAGCAAUUGUUGGAUAACAAGGGGCUUCUUCAUUCUGAUCAAGAACUCUUCAAGGGAAAUAAUAGUGAGAGUGAUAAGUUGGUGAACCUAUUUAGUAGGAAUCCAAUUGCUUUUGCUAAAAGAUUCAGACAUUCUAUGAUCAAGAUGGGUAACAUGAAGCCUCUUACCGGAAAUGAGGGUGAGAUUAGACUUAAUUGUAGAAAAGUUAAUUAAUAUUUAUAUUUGUAUUUGUAUCUUGUUAUUGUAAAAUUAUAGAUUUUAUGAGGGGCAUUUUUGUCAAUU
This is a messenger RNA of Arachis stenosperma, 1188 nucleotides long. RefSeq names its product peroxidase RIP1-like. Gene Ontology annotation, molecular function: heme binding; peroxidase activity. Lineage: Eukaryota; Viridiplantae; Streptophyta; Magnoliopsida; Fabales; Fabaceae. The transcript has 3 exons. Gene Ontology annotation, biological process: response to oxidative stress; hydrogen peroxide catabolic process. The record is from RefSeq and is a predicted model, not a curated record. The coding region runs from base 106 to 1119 and encodes 337 amino acids.